Molecule: messenger RNA, 4273 nt
Organism: Dreissena polymorpha
Lineage: Eukaryota; Metazoa; Mollusca; Bivalvia; Myida; Dreissenidae
Product: sushi, von Willebrand factor type A, EGF and pentraxin domain-containing protein 1-like
Exons: 29
Coding region: 1-4131 (1376 amino acids)
Molecular function (GO): calcium ion binding
Source: RefSeq, a predicted model, not a curated record
AUGUCAUAUGUAAACGAGUGUGCGGGAAUCGUGUGUAAGAACGGGGGCACGUGCGUGGACCAAGUAGCGGCACACGUCUGCAACUGCGUAUCUGGAUUCACGGGAACCGCGUGCGAGACAAAUAUUGACAAUUGUGAGGGAAUAACUUGCAACAACACGGGCGUAUGCUUGGACGGAAUAAAUACAUUUUCAUGCGCAUGUGAUCCCGGCUGGGAAGGGACUUUGUGUCAAAUAGAUAAGAAUGAUUGUGUUGACCACAGCUGCGCUAACGGAGCUACAUGCCAAGACGGUGUAAACUCCUAUAGUUGCGUUUGUCCGGAUGGUUAUAUUGGGGAUUUUUGCCAAUCUGAGAUCAAUGAAUGUAACAGUGACCCUUGCAAGAAUGGAGGCGCAUGCACGAACCUUGUCAACAAGUACAACUGUACAUGUCUAGCAGGCUACAUCGGCAACAAUUGUGAAACAAACAAAGACGAAUGUGCGCCCAAUCCGUGCAUCCACGGAACCUGUGAGGACAGGGUCAACGAUUACCUUUGUACUUGUGAGCAGGGAUAUACCGGCAAGAAUUGUGAAAACGAUAUCAACGAAUGCUCCAGCCACCCCUGUAAGCAUGGUGCAACAUGUAAUAAUCUGGUAAACGAGUUGACGUGUACCUGUACCCCGGGUUACACGGGACCUUUGUGUGCAUCAGAAAUCGACGAAUGCCUUCCGAAUAUGUGCCAGAAUGCUGCAACAUGUGUGGAUCUGCUGAAUGCCUAUGAGUGCCAGUGUCCUGCAGGCUACAGUGGCACCAAUUGUGAACUAGAUAUAAAUGAGUGCCUCCCAAACCCCUGUCAGAAUGGCGCCUUGUGUCAGGAUGUAGUGAACAGUUUCACGUGCACGUGCGUCACUGGAUUUACUGGAAAGACUUGUGAAUCAAAUAUCAACGAAUGUGCAUCGAGUCCCUGUUUAAAUGGAGGAACAUGUAAAGACCUCGUGAACGGGUUCGAAUGCACAUGUACAGAUGGUUACACUGGAGUUAAUUGCAGACCAGCUGUGCUUGGGGACCAUUGUAGCAUCCGGCCUGUCGUGUGUUCAAACAUCCUCAACUCCCAAUGCACGAGCGACACGUGUCAGUGUAUGGCAGGCUUCGAGAAGACUGCAGAGGCAGCGUGCAGCAAAAAAAAUUGUGGCAACUUGGCUUAUCUCGACCACGGCACAGUAGAUUCCUCAGCCGGCACGCUCUACGCCGCGGUCGCGAGCUUUACGUGUAACACGGGAUACGUGAGGAGUGGCGUCGCCUCCGUCACGUGCACCAGUGCUGGCACGUGGAGUGAUGCCGUACCCACGUGCACUAUCAGAACGUGUCCAACCAUUGCCAUGCCACCGAAUGGUGACGUUGUAUAUUCUCCCAAUCGAGACUACCUGAGCAGAGCCGAUUUCUCGUGCAGUCCAGGCUACAUAUUGACUGGCGCCACUUCUAGAACCUGCCAGGCCAACGGCGCAUGGGACGGUACUAGUCCUACGUGUGUAAUUAAAGUGUGCAGUGUUUUGGAUGCACCGGACGAUGGCACUGUUGAUCAGCAUUCGGGAAAUGUGUACGGCAGCACGGCGACGUACGCGUGUAACACCGGAUAUGCGCUGAUUGGUCAUAACUCUACCACGUGCACUGACACAUCCAUUUGGAAUAAUCCGAAACCAGUUUGCCAGAUCAAAGAUUGUGGUCAACUUUCGUCGCCAUCUAACGGAGAUGCUGAUGUCUCCAUGGGCACGAAGUACGGCGCCGUGGUUGUAUUCUCUUGUAACACCGGAUAUGAAAGGAUAGGCGUUGCCUCUGUCAAAUGUCUGGAUACAGGGGUGUGGAGUGCCAAGCCGCCUGUUUGUCAGAUAAAAGACUGUGGCGCCCCACCUGCUCCCACCAACGGUAUAGUAGACACCUCUGAAGACACCACGUACCAAGCGGUGGUGUCCUACUCGUGCAAAGCGGGCUUCGUACUCAAUGGUAUCAUAGAACGCACUUGCCAGUCAGAUAGAACGUGGACCAAUGAGGCGCCAACAUGCGACAGAAUCAGCUGCGGGACAUUGGUUGAACCAGCCCACGGCCACGUGGACCUCUCAGACGGCAUCAUGUUUGAAGAUGUAGCGUACUUCUCGUGCGAUCCCGGGUAUCGGGUCACUAGUGGGGACCUCAAGCGAGUGUGCCUCGCAACUGAGCUAUGGAGUGGAAACACCCCCGUCUGCACAAUCAAUGUAUGCGCAACGCUACAGCAUCCCAUACACGGUUUGGUCGCCACUCCUAUGGGAAACACUUCAGGUGCGGUAGCGGAGUACUCGUGUGACGUCGGCUUCUCGAUCCUUGGGGUCAACAACCGAACGUGUGACCACGACGGGGUCUGGACAGGGGUCGCUCCGACCUGUGGGAUAACUGACUGUGGCCCCGUGCCCCAGGUUCCGCACGGUAAUGUGACGUACUCUCCCGACACUGUUUACCGUUCAGCCGUGAUGUUCACUUGUGACGACGGUGCUGGGUACAAGCUGGUGGGCGUGGCUAGUAGGAUUUGCCAACCGUCGGGACUCUGGAGUGACAUGCAGCCGUCGUGUGAACUGAAGGAUUGUGGACUCCCUAAAGCUGUCGCAAACGGUUUCUUCACUUACACAUCCACCGAUGUCCACUCCGUAUCGACCUACGCAUGUAACUAUGGAUACGGACUCGUGGGGUCAGCUGCUGUAACCUGUAUGACAUCCGGCUUCUGGGGACCGCUUCCGGUUUGUAGCUUAGAUUGCGGCGACCCGCCUGUAGUUGCGCAUAGUACCGUACACAUACCCACAAGGACUCUGGUGGGGGAUAAAGCGACCUACACGUGCAGCAACGGCUACGUUGUAAGCGGAAGUGCCUCCAUUCAAUGCCAGACAAGUGGUGCGUGGUCCAAAACGCCCAUAUGUUACAUAGUAACUAUGGGUUACGGCGAGGCAUGCGUUUCCACGUCUCAGUGUGACACCGACCAGGCUACAUGCCGGACAGACCGCGGUCAGAACAUGUGUCUGUGCGCGGCUAGCGGGGAGCUGUACGACGUACAGACGAACGCUUGUCUCAAAAUAUGCAAUGACCUCCCGGAAGCCCAAACAUUCCCGUACGGCUGGGUGGUCCACCCGGAAGUCCCGUCGGCCGGUCAGAUCGCCGUAUAUUCAUGCGCAGCCGGAUAUGCUCUACACGGGCACUCUGUGCGCAUGUGCCAAUCGGAUGGGCGUUGGAGCGGCGUGGAACCCAAGUGCUCAUUCGGCUGUCCGUUCCCGACGAACCCCCUGAACGGUUACGUUAACACUUCGGAAGGCCUAGUAGCCGGCAACCGUAUCCAGUACUACUGCAAGCCCGGUUAUGCGUUGAGAGGCGAGGAGUUCCGAGUGUGCCUUCAAGACUCCACGUGGAGCGGCUCGGAGCCGACAUGCGCUAUUGAAUGUGAAACGUUACCGGAAAUCAAGAACGGUUACAUCGACAUGUCUGACGGCCGUUGGGAGGGGGUCCAUGUGAUAUAUGUAUGCCACAACAACUAUGCAUUGGCCGGGGACUCCAUACGGAAGUGCGAAUACACCGGCAGAUGGAGUGGCCUAGAACCAACCUGCGGCUUUGCGAUGUUCCCGGACAUUGUCUUGGCCCUUGGCGGUGUAUUGUUAUUUAUCAUUCUCGUGGACGUUUUCGCCAUCAUCUUCUUCCUCAUUUACAAGUUCCACAAGAAACCAGAGGUCAAGUUCGAUGAUAUAUCUAAGGAGGACGUUAAUAACACGACUGAGAUUGAAGACUUUGGAGAUAACCCGAUGGUCAAACCACAGGCAUUUUCGAUCUACGGCAAGAACUAUAAAGUACCAACGAUAAGUCACAACGACGAUCCCGCUACACCCCACCCACCGCCGCAACCCAAUCCUGCCUCGAAGAUUAUAUCCCUCUCCUUGUUCGACAAACCAAGCGCCGCGUGGAAAAAAAUAUUCAGGAAGGACCGGAAGUACGAACCGGAAGUUGAGGAAAGGUCGAAAGACGAUGAAGUCUACGCUUCUCGCCAUGCCUUGCAUGGAUUUCCGACGGGCCCAAGUCGAGAUGGUGAAUACCAGAACAGCGAUGAGCUCGAUCUGUCCUUUGACUCUCAAGAAAGCACAGCGUGACCUUUAGCUGAAAGACUAUCAGACUCCUUGUUUAAUUCUUGUUGAAUAUUGCUGAACUCCAAACAAGACACUCAGCUAUUUAAUUGAUGCUUAUUGAAGCCUCUCAGACGAGACGUUAACAUAUGAGUCGCGUUCUUAGAAA